Cucumis melo (muskmelon) is the source of this 1447-nucleotide messenger RNA. Its product is annotated as protein GAMETE CELL DEFECTIVE 1, mitochondrial. The transcript is spliced from 3 exons. The record is from RefSeq and is a predicted model, not a curated record. NCBI's taxonomy places the organism in Eukaryota, Viridiplantae, Streptophyta, Magnoliopsida, Cucurbitales, Cucurbitaceae. Bases 133 to 1140 code for a protein of 335 amino acids.
UUAGAAACAAAAUGAAUUUUUUGGGGAAGUUUAUCCAAAAUCAACAUUGCAAUAAAAAACAGCUAUGGUUUUAUUGGCACACUCUUAAACCCUUAAAUCCCUUCAUCUCCACUUUCAUUUGUUCCUCACCCCAUGAAUACCCUUAAUCGCAUUCAACUUCUUUCUCCAACAAACAACAAUCAAAUUCUUCAACUGUUUCGCAGAAUCAAACAACCCCAUUUCGGUUCUUCCUUUCUCCAUGCCAGAUCCUUUACCACCAGAUCUUCUUCUUCUUCCUCCUCUUCCUCCGGAGUCGGCAAGUUUAGCAACGGCAACGAUGAAUGGAACGAUACUUGGGAAUCCGCUUGGCUUCCUGAAGACCUUUCACCAAAGAACAAAGCGCCAUGGGAGAGUGAUGUGAACUUCCCGUCUGGAAACACUGCGGUUGUGUUUCCGUCGGAAGUUGAUGCAGACACCAAAGCGUUUGUUGAAGAUAUGAAUGAGAAUUGGGAUGAAAGGCGAAAGGCUUCUCAAAAGCAGAAACAAGGAGUGAAUCAGGAAGAGGAGGGAGGUGAUGGCGGCGGCGGCGGCGGUGGGUCGCUUUAUAGCUUGGAGAACAUAAAGAAAGAUUACAGAUUGCAGAAACAGAGGGUUCAUGCUAAUUUGUGGAUGAAGGAGAUUGAGAAGCAAGAGGAGGCUAGGUUGGGGGAUUCCGUUGCCGGCAGUGGGGAUGACAUUGAAAGAUUGAUGGAUAGCUGCUCUGAGAUUUUUGAAUCGGUCAAUGAUGAUUUAAACCAUUCAAAAGUUCCAAGUUCUAAGGAGUUCAGAAAUAAACCUGAUGGAUGGGAAACAUUAUCCAAAGGUCAUGAUGGAAAUGUAUGGGAGAUGACACAAAGAGAAGAAGACAUUCUCCUGCAGGAGUUUGAUCGUCGUAUUGCAUACAACAAAUUUCAGAUUGCUAGUUUCAUCAAGAGCCAUAUAUUUAGUCGUCGGAGACCAAUCGAUGGAUGGAAAUACAUGAUAGAGGAAUUUGGGCCAAAUGCCAAGAAAGGAAAAGGCAGCGUUUCAAGGUUGCCUAAUCUUUCUGAUUCUUCAACCCAACCCUUCAAGGAGGAAAAAGUUGUAGCCUCCCCUUCUCUCAAACCCUUGAGGAGGAGUUAACUAGGCAAGCUACUUAUUGGACCAUAUGUGACUUGACAAAAUUUGCAACCAUUAGAAGAGCCUCCAAGUCCAAUCUUAUCUUGUCAAUAAGAACUUUGCUCAACCGACACCUAUACUUAACUGAGGACAAGAAGUGUCAGGUUCAAACCCUCCAAUUCACAGCUUGUACUAAAAAAGAAAAAGUACAAUGUUAUGUUGGUCAUAUUGAUGUUUGUAAGUAACGAUUCUAAUAUGAGUUUGCCUGCCUAGAAACUAGAAUGUCAUGAAGCAAAAAUGAAAGUUUUGCACUUGGUUCAUAGAAGAAAAA